Messenger RNA from Triticum aestivum (bread wheat), 1743 nucleotides. RefSeq lists its product as uncharacterized. Bases 663 to 1187 code for a protein of 174 amino acids. The record is from RefSeq and is a predicted model, not a curated record. The transcript is spliced from 2 exons. NCBI's taxonomy places the organism in Eukaryota, Viridiplantae, Streptophyta, Magnoliopsida, Poales, Poaceae.
UUUUGGCGCGAAAAAGCCGCGGGUCCGCCGCGUCAGCGACACGGCUCUCUUCUCGGCCCUUCGUCGUCCUCAUCGCCUCGUUUCCCGUGGCGAAUCAAUGUCAAAGCUGCCGCGCGCUGCCGCGCCGGUCAGCCUGUGCCAUUGAUGUCUCACGGACGACGCAGUGAAGACCGGACGACGCGCGUCCCUCGCCCUCCCUCGCCCCGCCACGCGUACACACGGUGCCACGCGCGCGGGCGGCGUCUCGGCCUAUAUAUGACGCGCCCCGGCGCACUCGGCGACUCACACUCUCCCGCCGUCGCCGUUCCUCCCUCUCCUCUCCUCUCUUUCGCCGUCUCCAGUUCACACGCAUGGCCGAGCGCUUCCCAGGCGACGGCGCGACGGCGAACGGCUUCGGCCGCCGCCAUCUUCAUGAAGACGAGGCUCACCUCCUUUACGAGGCCGAAUACCCGGUUCCGCCGGACAUACGGGUGCCCGGGGCGUGAAGGAUCAACGCGGGCGGCGUGCCGGUGCCGCCGGUACCCACCGCACGCGUCCAGGAUCACGGCGACCGGAGGCGCUGCUGCCCAUGGUCGCCGUCGCGCCCCCGCCCACGGCGCCUCUCCCCGCCGCCGCUCGCGGCCGAAGCCGGAGCCCUCGUCGAGGCGGGCUCGAUCCCCGCCAUGGUUGCGGCGCAGCAGGCCACGCUGCACGCGCAGGUGGACCAGCUCCAGCGCCUCGUCGUCAACCCGCUCGCCCAGGAGAUGGUCAGGAGCCCCUCCCCUUUCUCCAAUCUCUGCAUCGUCGGCUCUGCGCGCAGCUCCGCGAGGCGGAGUGCGAGGCCGUGGUGUCCGUCCUCGCGCCGUGGUGGCCGUCCUCGCGCUCGUGCCGUGGUGGCCGUCCUCGAGCUCGUGCCGUGGUGGCGCGCAAUGGGUGCCGCCGAGGAUGCCGUGCAGCAGCUCGGCCUGCUCAUGGAGCUUUGGGAUGUGGUUCACCGGACAUGUGGGCGAGGCGGAGGCGCCGGCGUGCGUGCUCUCUCCCGUCUGCAUCCUGAGCAGCUCUGCAUCCUGUUGCAGCCGGAGCUGGGCUCCAUGACGAAUCUACUUGAUGCUCAAGAAUACUUGCUCCAGGAAGGGUGCAGACCGCCGUCUACACGAACAAGCAGAGAUACAUGCAGCUCUUCCUCCUCGUUGCUGUCCUGUACCUGACGCCGGCGACCUCGAGUAGAUCAACCUCGACCGCUGGCUGCUGCAGCGCGCCGACGGGGCAGGGCGUGAAGCCGGCGGCCUGGGCAGCUCGCCCACGCGGCGAACGGGAAGCGCGUGAAGGCGGCCAGCGGCCUGCGCAGCGCCGACCUCCAUGCCUCCAAGGUGUUUGUGCUAAUGCACUGAGAUAAUUUGGGGGUGGUUUGGGGUCAACGAGUGGGAAACAGCUAUCCCCAUACGGCGUGUUUUGUCCGGACGCCCCCCAAAGCCCUCUCCAAAGUUGUAAUCCGGAUGCUAUAUGGGGGCUGCGAGUGGAGAUGCUCUUAGGGCAUCUUCAGCCGUUGGCCCCCAGGACGCAUAAAAAUAGCCGGCGAUACACUCGGCGAUGGGGGCAAUUUUACGCUCAGUCGUCGCUCCCAGCUCGCCCCCAGGCGUCGAAAUUGACCCACUUUGCAGCCCAAUUUCGGCGAACAAACGGUCCAUAUGGGCGAGAAUAGGCUCAUAUUCGGCGUGGUUUCGCCGUGUCUCGAUGCUCAUUUAUCAACACAAUUAUUCCUUA